This is a messenger RNA of Loa loa (African eye worm), 1695 nucleotides long. Its product is annotated as GATA zinc finger family protein. Bases 1 to 1695 code for a protein of 564 amino acids. Gene Ontology annotation, biological process: cell fate commitment; positive regulation of transcription by RNA polymerase II; negative regulation of transcription by RNA polymerase II. Lineage: Eukaryota; Metazoa; Nematoda; Chromadorea; Rhabditida; Onchocercidae. The transcript has 11 exons. Gene Ontology annotation, molecular function: zinc ion binding; RNA polymerase II cis-regulatory region sequence-specific DNA binding; DNA-binding transcription factor activity, RNA polymerase II-specific. The record is from RefSeq and is a predicted model, not a curated record.
AUGGAGGCAAGCCAAAGUUGGAAUGGACCCGGGACAUCAUCUGCAAUGAAAGAUACUAAUGCUGUUGCAGCGAGUCAUCUGAGUUCAUUUACACAGUUACCGCCUAGUAAUAACAAUGACAUCAGUAAAGAUAAUAACAACAAGGAUAACGGUGGAAAAAACUCACUGAGUAUGUCAGCACCAAAUUCGAUUAAAAGAGAAAUUGGCGCAAGUUUAGAAGCAAAUGUUAUGCGCCGUCAAUCAGUUGUGGUAGGGCCGAGCUCAGUGAUUCCGAAUGAUGGCAUGUCGGAGACGAAAUUUCAUGCUUCAAAUUUUUCAUCCUUACUACCAAAUCUAGUGCAAACUCCCGGCAUGAUUUUUUUUGUCCAGAUCUUCCAAAAGUGCAAAUUAUCAACAGCAGUUUCAUGUCACCAUUAUCCAGAAUGGAUGGGUCAAUCCGGUGUCAGUCUAUAUCCCAGUUGUUCAACAGCUGCAGCAGCAGCUCUUGCCACACCACAAUAUUACUAUGCGGGAGUACCUUCACAAGCUUAUCUUAUGCAGCAAACUCUUGGUACUGAACUAAUGCCAUCAACUGCUAUACAAACAUAUAAUACUGCUGUCACUGCUACGACACAGUUAUCCAGUAGUUAUGAUUCUUUUCGAAUGAAUACUAAUUAUGAUCCGCUUUCAUCUUACCAACUACCGCAAAGAACUGGUAUGGAUGGGAAUCUUUGCGUUUUUCCUCCCCAGACGUUAAAUGGAACUAUUGCAAAUUCUGCAAUACAACCAGUAACCACAUCAGCACAAUGUCAGCAGUGCGGUAUUUAUAUUUCGGAUAUUGCAUGUAGUGGUACUUCAACAAUUUGCACCAAAUGCGCAUCCGAUCUCAUGAUACAUUAUAGCACUACUCGACCAGACAUGUCACAGCACAUUGUUUCAUAUUCACCAUUUCUAAACACAUCUUGCGGAACUGCGGAGAACAAUGAACAGGCAUUAGUGAGCGGACAACAGCAAUCUAUUCGAAUUAAUUCCUCUGGCAGUCGAAAUCGACAACUACAAAGGAAAAAUCAACCUCAACAUAAUUCGCAGCGAAGGCAAGGCUUGGUUUGCGCAAACUGCAGAGGUACUAACACAACAUUGUGGAGAAGGGAUGCUGAUGGACAUCCGGUAUGCAAUGCUUGCGGAUUGUAUUUUAAACUACAUCAAGUGCAACGUCCAAUAUCAAUGAAAAAAGAGGGUACUCUGCAAACACGGAAACGGAAACAAAAAUCGGAUGGCAUUCUACGACAACCUGUAACAUCGAAAAAGUUGGGCAAUCAUCAUAACAGAGGUAGCCGUACAUACGGAAGUUCCAAUUCCGCAAGCAGUUUGUUCAGUUCGACCGUUGAAACAGUUAGUGAUCUGGUCCAUCCCUAUAACGUUAUUUCAUCGGUCGGUUCAGUGAAUGAUGAUCAACUAUAUGCAUGGAAUACCGGAACUCAAUAUGAUACAUCUCAGGAAAUUUCUCUUUCAGGUUUGAAUGCGAAUAAUGUUUUGUCCCAAUCAUUGUUCUCAACCAAUCAUUACGACACAACAUCAGGGACGGAAAUGAUUACAACUGUUGGCAUACCAACUGAGGUAAUUCGAAGAAGUGAGGAAGAAGAAACAACAGCCGCCGUACAUUCAUUGCAAGUACUUAAGGAAGAAUGUGUCGAACCAAACGAUAAGUUCAACUAA